AUGGACUUACCAAUUCUAUUAAACGAAAAUAAUCUGACAACGAAAAUUUUUUUUGAUGUCCAUGAUGCAAUUGAGCCAAUACAGCAUGCAAGGAUGCUGCACAUCACGCUGAUCAUUUUUUUUCUCGUCGUUCUCACAUUCUUCCUUGUUGGUGUAAUUCAGCUUAUCAGCAAAUGCAGGAAGAGAAAAGCUGGAGUUAUGAGGCAAGUGCUUUCGCUAGAUAACCAGAAAUCUGAACAGAACGUUGAUGGUCACACAGGAGAUUAUCAAACAAAAAAACAAAAUUUAUUACUAAUUGGAUUAGAACCUAAAACUCAAUCAUGUUCAAAUAGUGGAAAGAGUGAAAACUUGGGUUAUAGUUGGAAACUUUUGAAUGAAACACCCUCAAAUUCAAGUUCGAAAUGUCAGGACAUUUCUAAAAAACAGGGAAACGACAAUUUUGUAAUUGGAUGUUCUAAUAAACCGGAUAAAUUUCUGACCAGUUUGUCCACUCCGAAAAGAAAUUAUGACGAGUUGUUGGAUUUGUUAGUAAGCCAACGCAACGUGGAUGAACACGAACAACCAAACGAGUCAAAUGCUGAAGAGACUCAUAGAACGUCAAAGGAUGUAAGCCCACUACCAACAACCAACACUACUCAGUUACGUCUCUCAAAUUUUGAGAAUUCAACAAAAAAGAUAAAUCCUGGUUACAAUGUACCAGAAGAAUCAAUUGCAGAUCCAUCAGAUGCUUCUUCACAUCACAAUAAUAACACGCUUAAACAAGCUAAAAUAUUUUUUUCCAUAGCAUCAAAUCGACAUCAUCUGGCCGAUUCAAACGCAGAAACAUGUUCAGAUCCACCUAAUAACGGAAUUUUCAUCUCAAAAAAGUUUUUAGAAAACUCUAUAACUCGUCAGCCUCCCCCUAUUUCACCACACGUUAACCGAAUCUCACAGCCUCACGAAUAUGAUCCAGUUUACGUACCAAGGCACGACUCCGUUGGCGUUCUCAAAAGAAUUGACAACGAAUCAAGUUAUAUCCUGAACAGGAGAUUUCUGAAUGGCUUGAUGACAAUGACAAAUUCUAAUAGCGGAGCUAACGGACAGAAUACGUUUGAAAACAUCACCAGUGAUUAUUAUCAAGCAGUACCAAACAUGCCUACGAGCGCACCUAUACAGCAUAGCAGAAUGUACCUAUCGAGUCCUCAACCAUUUUCGACAUUAUCGUCACCAUCGACAUCAUUCUCAUCCCCGACAUACCUUCCAGCUAUUCCACCGAGAAUUUCGUCCAAACAUCCUACCAACACGUUUGCCAACAGUAACAAUAUAAAUAACCACUGCAAUAACGACAGCAUCUCAAAUAUAACAUCUCGAAACUUUCAUCUUCCUAUUCAUAACGUUAGCCUUAUUCACACUGAACGCAGCCAAGAACCAAGCAAAAACAUUAGCCAAAGAAAUUCAGCCGGUUCAAGCAAUCCGUACGAUACGAUUGACGAAACAAUGAUCAGAGAUUAUCAAGGGCGCUAG
Messenger RNA from Helobdella robusta, 1503 nucleotides. RefSeq lists its product as hypothetical. Lineage: Eukaryota; Metazoa; Annelida; Clitellata; Rhynchobdellida; Glossiphoniidae. The transcript has 4 exons. The record is from RefSeq and is a predicted model, not a curated record. Bases 1 to 1503 code for a protein of 500 amino acids.